GCCUGUUUACCCAUAUAUAAGAGGAGAGAGACUUUAAUCCCUGACAUUACAACAUUCACACUGUAAGCCAGCUGUGAGAUCAUCUACCAAAGAUUAAGUAUGAAGGAUUUUUUAUCUAUUUAAUUUUAAAAAAACAAAACUGUCUUAUCUUUGAGAUUUGAUGAAUUCGGAACUGUUUUUUUUCCUUCUUCCUUUGUCCUAAUUUCCAGCUGUGGCCACUGAAACCAUGCUGAAGGUACUGCUGAUACUUGGAUGCCUCCUGACCAUUACCUUUGGUCAGCCUGUAAGUCUCUUUCUAAUCCUCGUCCUCAGAUGAUUGUUGAAGUUGAAGAACCUGUAAAGCCAGUCUCCUACUGCAAUAUUUCUAAAUUCCUACAGAUGGCUCACAAGCGAGUUGCUCGCUCCAGUUCUGACUCGAGCUCCGACUCCGACUCAGAUUCUGAUGAGAGACGUGCCCCGAGCCGGCCUCGCGUCAACCAACAACAGAUGCAGCUCCUGCUGACUCUCAUGAAGCUCAUGAAGACCACCACUACUGCACCAACAACCACCACCGCCACCACAACCACUACCACCACUGCAGCUACCACUACGGCCGCCACUACAGCCGCUGCUACCACCGCUGCGUAAAACAAUCACAAAUGUUACCGUACAUUUGGGCUGGAUUAUACAACAUGGAUGUUUUGAGAUUAGUACUUUGUCGAGUACUUGUUUGUUUUAGGAUGAAUCUUUGUACUCCUAAAUUUUUUGUUCCAGCUGAAUAAACAAAAUUCAAUGCAACCAUUUUGGCUCAGUUUAUUUCCUUCUCUGGAUAUUUUGAUAUAUAUACUUACUCAACUGUCUUCUACUACAUCCUCAACCAUGGACGAGUGGUAAACUCUUCAAAUAUGUCAAAAAUGUACUGCUUUGUUUGUUCUAAAUUCAACUUGUUUGCCAAGUGAAACACUAGAAACACGUCUUGUUAUUGAUCUGGUGUUUGUCGAUGAAGCUGUGUGAACAAAAGUGUUGGACGUCAAAUGAUUUGUUCACCGUUCACUCGGCGUUUCAGCAGAAGAACGUGCAGCCUCAGUUUCUAUGGUUUCCUAUCUCCACUCCUCUGUGAUUCAUUCAGCUUUUGGUUUUAUUUGCCAUCCCGUCCGAGCCACACAGGUCGUCUAUUUAACGAGAAAAUAAGACCAGAGGCUAACUACAAACACAAAAAAAGUCAGUCAAUCGGCAUUUUUUUUAACAAAGUCAAAAAGUAACAACUUUCACUUCUUUGACAACAGAUCCAGGCAGAAACAGUUCAUCAAACAGAAACAAACAUGAGCAAAAACACCAAGAACAAAGCAUCGAUAUAAAACUAAAAGACUGAACUACACAGCAAGAAGAGCAAACACUGAACACA
Molecule: messenger RNA, 1384 nt
Organism: Cynoglossus semilaevis (tongue sole)
Lineage: Eukaryota; Metazoa; Chordata; Actinopteri; Pleuronectiformes; Cynoglossidae
Product: spore coat protein SP96-like
Exons: 2
Coding region: 253-627 (124 amino acids)
Source: RefSeq, a predicted model, not a curated record